AUACUGCCAUGCUUGACUCGAGCAUCUCUUCAGAGCAAUGGACGCACUGGUUGAACCUAAUCUGUCGAUGGCAACUGAAUCAUCCCCGCAAGUGCCCGAUCAUGUCGCAGCUCCCACACAGUCCAAUACCAACACUUUGCCAGCUGGGACCGUCGAAUUUGCACACCGAAUGUUUGAUGCUGCGCGGGGGGAUAUACAGAGCUCCUUCAAGCAGUUGACGCGGGCUUGCCAGUCAACCUUAUGGCAAAUGAGAAAGCUGCAACGGAAAGCAGAUCCAAACAGACUUAACGAUCUUGGUCAAUCUAUGAUUGCGGGCGCUGUGUUCAAGUCGCACGAUGAGGUUGUGCGUGUUCUGGUCGAAGAUGACGCAGAUCCGAGAAUAGGCAAACCCACCGCAAUAGAGGCAGCUCAUAUAUUUGGUCGGAAGGAGUUGAUAGAAGUACUGGGUGCAAAGCAGGGUGACAUCGGCACUGAUGUGCCCACCCCUCUUAGUGCACGUCCCGAGAACUGAUCACGGUUAAGCCAGUUUGAACGUUGCAAUAGAUAACCUCUGCUACCCUUUCAAAUCGAUCGUGGCAAGUUCAUAGAUAUUAGGCAU
Messenger RNA from Suillus discolor, 598 nucleotides. RefSeq lists its product as uncharacterized. The transcript has 3 exons. Lineage: Eukaryota; Fungi; Basidiomycota; Agaricomycetes; Boletales; Suillaceae. The record is from RefSeq and is a predicted model, not a curated record. Bases 68 to 511 code for a protein of 147 amino acids.